Strongylocentrotus purpuratus (purple sea urchin) is the source of this 1418-nucleotide messenger RNA. Its product is annotated as G-protein coupled receptor GRL101-like. The coding region runs from base 82 to 1359 and encodes 425 amino acids. The transcript has 3 exons. Gene Ontology annotation, molecular function: G protein-coupled receptor activity. Gene Ontology annotation, cellular component: membrane. NCBI's taxonomy places the organism in Eukaryota, Metazoa, Echinodermata, Echinoidea, Camarodonta, Strongylocentrotidae. The record is from RefSeq and is a predicted model, not a curated record. Gene Ontology annotation, biological process: G protein-coupled receptor signaling pathway.
GUAUUUUGUUGUCUCGCUGGAUUGGUAGAUUCGGUCGGCUGCAAUGCACCACGUGAUCAAUUCUCAUCAUGCGAAGAACUCAUGGCCAAUGGAGUUCUACGGAUUUUCAUCUGGAUUCUAGGAGGCAGUGCUUUCAUCGGAAACGGGUUCGUCUUCGCAUACAGGGUAUUCAAUCAAAAGAAAGACAGAAAAACCAUUGUUCAGUCCAGUUUCAUCACGAAUUUGGCCGUUUCUGAUUUUAUGAUGGGUCUGUACAUGAUCACAAUUGCAUCUGCAGAUAUCUACUACAGAGGAAACUAUGCCUUGCAUUCUGAUGAAUGGCAGUCUAGCGCCCUCUGCAAGGUGGCGGGGAUGCUUUCGGUCAUAUCAAGUGAGGCUUCUGUCAUGUUUAUCAUGAUGAUCAGUGUUGACCGGUGUAUUCACAUCCUUCUCCCCUUCAAACAAGGACUCCAUCUUUCUCUCACGGCUGCUCGAUGUUCUCAGCUUAUCAUCUGGUGUAUCGGGACUCUGGUUAGCGUCCUACCUGUGGUAAUCCCAGCGUACAGCAAAGUUAACUUCUACGGACAGUCCGGGGUCUGUUUGGCCCUGCCUCUGACGGUUGAUCGUUCUGCAGGAUGGCAUUAUUCCAUCUCCUUGUUCAUUGGAGCCAAUUUUGUAGCCUUCCUUGUGACCCUACUCUGUUACCUGGCCAUGUACAUCCGCUAUCAGCAGUCCAAACAGAUGCUUGCUCAGACAGGUAAAGGUUCCAGAGAUGACAAAAGACUGACUGAAGAUAUCAAAUUGGCAUGGAAGAUGUCACUGAUUGUCGGAACGGAUCUAAUUUGCUGGUUCCCAAUCAUCGUCUUGGGUCUCUUAUCAGCGGCAGGGAAACUUACUAUAUCGGCUCAGGUGUAUGCCUGGACUGCAGUUUUCGUCCUCCCUGUCAACUCGUCUCUCAACCCUUACCUAUAUACACUCUCUAGUUUGCAUGGGAAGAAACAGAAGGUCAAGAAGUCUGCAGAGUCAGCUACAGAAGAAAAUAAAACGAUUGAGAGCAGCUUUGGGGAUGGAGACAGCUCUUCUACGGCUAAAGCUCCCCCUUUAACUAUUUGGCCCGUCCCGGUUGCGCAGCACCUUGAACACUGGUUGAAAAGUGAAUCUCGUGACCUGACCCAACAAGAACUUGAGGUCAUCCGACGAGACAUUAGCCAAUCACAUGCUCUCUUGAUAAAGGCUGGCAACACCGUGGAUGGAUGUAUAAAGAACAUUGUCGUUCAUUUGGAAUCGGAUGAGCAGUGCAACGAUGUACCUAACCAGGCCGAAAUCAAUCUCUCUAAGGUUAUGGGGUUACUCCAGGAAAUACACAAAAUGGAGUAUUAAAUGUGUGUAUACAUACACACACCAGAACAUGGCUACAGCCCUUGAGACUGAAAUCCCGG